ACAGGCCAAGGUAAACAGACGGGGGCUGGGAGGGAUAAGAGGGCAGGCUGCAGCCCCACAUCACCCUCCCACCGCCAUGGACAUGCCCUGGCCCCUGGGGUGGAUUCUACUCCUUUUGGGGACCCCCUGCGCCCACGCUGAGCCUCUGUACAUCCUGGUGACCCCCCGAGUCCUGCGGGUUGGCAGCCCCGAGAACAUCCACGUGCAGGCUCACUCGGACUCCAGGGGGCUGCUGACCAGGACCUUCAAGGUGAACCUCACCGUGUGGGACUUCCCGAUGAGAAAGACGGUGUUGGCCAGGAGCCAGCUCAUUCUCUCGCCGGACAACCACUUUAUGAACCAGGCACCCGUGGUGAUUCCAGAGAGCACGGUGUUCCCCCCACAACCCGGACAGCAGUAUGUCAUCAUCCGGGCAACCUGGGCAUCCAGCUCGGCCUCAUUCAUGGAGAAGAUGGUGCUGGUGGCUCCCCACGCUGGCUACAUCUUCAUCCAGACAGACAAGACCAUCUACACCCCUGACCACUUAGUUCAAUACCGGGUGUUUGCUGUGAACCACAAGCUGGAUCCUGUGACCAAGACAUUCACUCUGGACAUCAAGAAUCCAGAGGGCAUCACUGUGAUCAGCCAGGAUCUGCUGGCCAAGGAAGGUUUCUACACAAGCUCCUUCCACCUCCCAGAGCUCAUCAGUCUUGGGACCUGGAGCAUUGAAGCCAGUUACCAAAGUGCAGCCCAGCAGAAGUUCAAGGCGGCCUUUGAUGUGAAGGAGUACGUGCUCCCGUCUUUUGAGGUCCAGUUGACGCCAAACAAGACUUUCUUCUCCCUCAACGAUGAGGCCCUGGGUGUGGACAUCAAGGCCUGGUAUAUAUUCAACAAACCAGUGGACGGACAUGCUCUGGCUCUCUUCGGGGUGAAGCUGGAUUCCCGCCGGACGCCCAUCCAGAGCUCCUUGCAGAGGGUUGAGAUCUCGGAAGGCCUGGGCCAUGUCUCCCUCCGGAAGGAUACAUUGAUGGCCACAUUCCGAGAUCCGGAAGGGAACUUCACGGGGGCCUCAAUCUUUGUCAACGUUACUGUGUUCUCCUCAGGGGGUGAGAUGGUCCAGGCCGAGACCUCCGGGGUGAAGAUCGUCCAGAGCCCAUACAACAUCAAGUUCACCAGGACACCCCAGUAUUUCAAGCCGGGGAUGCCUUUCCACUUUAGGGUCUUCGUCUCAAACCCCGAUGGGUCCCCAGCCUCCAGAGUCCUCGUGCGCUGCCAAAACCAGAAAAUGUACACCUCAGACAGUGGGGUGGCCACUCUGACUAUCAACACCGAUGCAAAUCUGGAAAAGCUCCCUAUCCUGGUGGAAAUUGAUGAGUCCCUGCAGCUAAAGGAGCCGGCUUCAGCCAGGAUGACAGCUUGGCCUUACUCAACUCAGGAUGGGUCAGGGAACUUCCUGCACAUCGAGGUGAAGACACUGGGUACAGAAGUUGACAGCAACCUCCAGCUGAGCCUCAACACAAAACAUAAGAAUCCGUCAGCCAGGGACCGUAUCAGUCACUUCACCAUCCUGGUCCUGAGUAAGGGCCAGAUCGUGUAUGCCAGGCAUCAGUUAAAAAGUCAUGGGAGUGUCUACACUGCGGCCAUUAUUGAUGUGACUCCAGAGAUGCUGCCCUCCUUCCGCAUACUGGCCUUUUACUUACUGCCCAAGGGCGCAGGUCAGGACCCUGAGCUGGUGGCUGACUCCAUAUGGAUUGACGUGAAUGACAGAUGCAUGGGGACGCUGAAGGUUGGCUUGAAGAAUGAAGGACUCGUCCAGGCUUUGGAGCCCAACAGCCAGGUAGAAUUGAAGGUGACAGGUGAUUCCGAGGCCACCGUGGGGCUGGUAGCUGUGGACAAGGCUGUCUAUGUCUUGAACAGCAAACACAAGCUCACACAGAAGAAGGUCUGGGAUGUGGUGGAGGAACAUGACAUUGGCUGCACAGCAGGCAGUGGGAAAGACAGACUUGCUGUGUUCAAGGAUGCUGGAUUGGACCUGAAGAUGAGCACGGGGAUGGAUACCCUUGCAAGCUCAGACUGGCACUGCCCCCAGAACGCCCAUCCCAGCCGCCAGCGCCGCUCCCUGAGGAGGCUGGAGAUCAAGAGGAAUACAGUGAACAAGUUCGAGACAGAGCUGGAGCGCAAAUGCUGUGAGGCUGGGCUCCGGGAGAGCCCUGUGGGGCUGUCGUGUGAGAAAAGGACCCAGCACAUCCGCUAUGGGCCAGCCUGCGUCGCCGCUUUCCUGAGCUGCUGCCGUCUGUCUGCGGCCCUGUCUCAGGAGGUCCGGGAGGAGCAGCUUCUUCUGGGAACAUUGGAUGAUGAUGAGGAAUUUGAUGACAUCUUCUUGGAAGACCUCCCUGUCCGGACCUUGUUCCCUGAGAGUUGGCUUUGGAGGAAGUUUACUCUGCCGAAAAGUGAAUCGGGGAUCUCCCACUACAGCGCUCUCGUGAACGUGCCAGACUCCAUCACCACGUGGCAGUUUGUGGCUGUGGGCCUCAAGACUGGACGAGGUCUCUGCGUCUCGGACCCCUUUGAGCUGACUGUCAUGAAACCAUUCUUUGUGGAUCUUAAGUUGCCCUCCUCCGUGAUCAGGAAUGAGCAGGUCCAGAUCCAAGCCGUACUGUACAAUUUCAAGGACCGCCAGGUCAAGGUCCGUGUGGAGUUCCCUCAUAAGGAGCCGCUGUGCAGCAUGUCAAAGCCAGGAGCCCCAUCUCGGCAGGUGGUGUCUGUGCCUCCCACCUCCUCCAAGAUGGUACCUUUCGUGCUCCUCCCACUUGAGAUAGGCAACGUGGAUGUGGAGGUCAAGGUCGUGGGCUACGGGAUCCAGGACCAUGUGAAGAAGACACUGCUGGUCCGGGCAGGAGGGCAAAUACAGCGCAUACCCCGUAGUAUCUUCCUGAACCCCCAAGGUCAAACCCAGACGGAGCUGCUACCAAGACAGGACUUUUUUAACAAGAUGCCCAAUACAGAAGCAGAAGUGUUUGUCAGCGUCCAAGGUGACAUCCUUGGUGAGACAGUCCUGGGCAGCCUGACACCUUCAGAAACACAGAAGCUGCUGACACUCCCAAAAGGCUGCCCCGAGCAGACGCUGAGCUCCCUGACACCCGUGGUCAUCCUGGCCCAGUAUUUGGAUGCCACUGGCCAGUGGGGCAAGGUCGGAGUGGAACACAGGGAAAAGGUGAUGAAGAACAUUGUCAGUGGUUAUACCCGGAUGCUGACACACCGGAGCUCAGAUGGCACCUACCACACGAGCAAGGGAAGCCCUGGAAGCACGUGGCUCACAAGCUACGUGUUCCGGGUCUUCACCCUGGCCUAUCGCAUCAUGACAAAUGGCGCACUCGACCUGCCCUCUCUCUGCGCCGCUGCCAGCUGGAUAGUCACCCAGAGGCAGGCGCAGGACGGCCACUUCUUGGAGGGGGGCCCCGUGGUCAUGGCAUCCAUGCAGGGUGGUUACAAAGGCUCCGAGGCAGACAUUUCUCUCACAGCUCUUGUCCUGAUUGCCCUGGAUGAGGGGAAGGAGCUGUGCAGCCAGAAGAUACCGAAUCUGAUUGCCAGCAUGGAGCGAGCCCGUGGCUUCCUGGAGAGAAAACUCCCCGACAUUCAGACAACCUUUGCUGUAGCCAUUGUCUCCUAUGCUCUCGCCCUCACCAAGAGUCCCCGAGCCAAUGACCGUCUGGACAGCUUUGCCAGCCAGAACAAAACCCACUGGCCAGUGGAGAACCCAGAGGGGCACUCCCUGUAUACUGUUGAGGCCACCGCCUACGCACUCAUGCAGAAGCUGGAGCUGGGCCGGCACAAUGAGACGCAAGCCAUCGCCAAGUGGUUACUGGAGAAUCGGGAGCCGGGAGGCGGAUUCAGGUCCACCCAGACCACGGUGGUGGCCAUCGAGGCCCUCACCCGCUUCCGCCAAGCUGCCCCCUUCGAGGGUGUCCAAGAUCUCCACGUCCAGAUCCAUGCCCCCAAGAGAGCCUUGAGUGUGAAGUGGACCAUCGAGCAGAACAACGCCUACCAGCAGCGGUCAGCAAAGUUCUCUGCCCAGGAUGACCUAGAGAUCAAAGCCAGCGGCAUCGGGACAGGCACCAUCUCGAUCCUGACCAUGUACUACAGGUCCCCAGAAUCCUUGGACGACAUCUGUAACAUGUACCACCUAAAUGUGACUCUCCUUAGUGCCCUGGAAGAGAAUAAGAAGGGGGAAGAGACCUUCCAGCUCCGGAUAGAAACAAGGUUCCAGGGUGACCGGGAUGCCACAAUGAGCAUCAUCGAGGUCUCCCUGCUCACUGGCUUCUACCCGAACCAUGAUGACCUCAAACAGCUCACAAGCGACGUGGAGAUGUACGCCUUCCAGUAUGAGAUCAACACGAACUCCAGUGACAGCACCGUGGUCCUCUACCUGGAGAAGCUCUCCCACAAGGAAAACUUGGUGCUGGGCUUCCGGGUCCACAGGAUGCUGCGGGCGGAGUUCCUGCAGGCCGCCCAGGUCGCAGUGUCUGACUACUACGAGCCCUCCUGGAGGUGCAGCUCCUUCUACAACCUGCCCACAGAGCGGGCCUCCCUGCGGAAGAUCUGCCACAGAGACGUCUGCCGCUGUGCCGAGGAACAGUGUCCGACCCCGAGGAAGGACAGCAGCCAGCUGGGGCAGGAGGAGCUCCAGGCCUUGGCCUGUGAGGUGGGCGUGGACUUCGUGUACAAGGUCAAGCUGGCUACUGUGGAGGUCUCCACCUCCAACCCCUACAUCUACUACAACAUGCAGCUCCAGGACAUCAUCAAGAGCGGCACAGACCCUGCCACACCCUUCACCAUGAAGAAAUUCGUCUCUCACACCACCUGCCACGAUUCCCUAGAGCUGCACGAACAGGAGGCAUACCUCGUCAUGGGACAGACAUCAGACCUGUGGAGGGUCAAAUCUGAGUACACCUAUGUCCUGAGCAAGGAGACGUUUUUCAUGCAUUGGCCAGUGGAUGGAGAGGUAGGCAAGAAGCAAUUGCUAGACCAGCUGGAGAAAUUUUCAGAAUAUAUCCGCACCCAUGGCUGUGAGUCCUGAGAUUCUGAGGCCUCUGCUGGUCUCAAGCAGUUGUCUUCAAGCAAGCCUGGACCACUAGGUCUACCCCAAAUAAAGAAUAUGAAAUAUCCUA
Manis pentadactyla (Chinese pangolin) is the source of this 5147-nucleotide messenger RNA. RefSeq names its product complement C3-like. The transcript is spliced from 41 exons. The record is from RefSeq and is a predicted model, not a curated record. Bases 77 to 5056 code for a protein of 1659 amino acids. Gene Ontology annotation, molecular function: endopeptidase inhibitor activity; protein binding. Gene Ontology annotation, cellular component: extracellular region. NCBI's taxonomy places the organism in Eukaryota, Metazoa, Chordata, Mammalia, Pholidota, Manidae.